This is a messenger RNA of Aspergillus thermomutatus, 801 nucleotides long. Its product is annotated as M50 family metallopeptidase. The coding region runs from base 1 to 801 and encodes 266 amino acids. The transcript has 4 exons. NCBI's taxonomy places the organism in Eukaryota, Fungi, Ascomycota, Eurotiomycetes, Eurotiales, Aspergillaceae. The record is from RefSeq and is a predicted model, not a curated record.
AUGGCACCUUAUGCAGUCCUCGCCAGAAGCGCACUCGAGGAGUCACAACCUCAUCUCCUCAAGCGCGAUCUCACAGUCAACCACACUCAAGCAGUCACCUUGGGCGUUAUGGGGGCGUACGUGGUUGUCAUCGCCCUGCUCUGGAACUUACCCUACGUCCGCUGGUCAUUAUGGCCUUUCAAGAUGCUGGUCAUCGCCUUUCAUGAAUUCGGCCAUGCCAUCACCGCAUGCUGCACAGGGGGCAGAGUCAAGUCCAUCUCGCUAGACCCCCACGAGGGCGGCGUUACGCACAUGCAGGGCGGCAUCAGCGCUGUCACCCUGCCUGCGGGAUACCUAGGCUCAUCCAUCAUCGGCGCUCUGCUGAUCUUCGCUGGGUUUGACAUUGUCGCAAGCAAAGUGGCUAGCAUCAUUCUGGGGGUAUGCUUCUUGCUUACGCUGUGGUGGGCGCGGAGGGACUGGUUGACUAUCUUGACCAUUCUGUUGGCCGUCGGGUUACUGGUCGCGUGUUGGUUUAUUGUUCAUGGGGAGGCGUUGCGGUGGGUUGUGCUAUUCAUCGGUGUCAUGUCGGCGCUUUACAGCGUAUGGGAUAUUUGUGACGAUCUCAUUAUCCGCAAAGUCAACACUUCCGAUGCAAGUGUCUUCGCGCAGAGGUAUGGUGGCUCUUCCCGCUGCUGGGGCGUCAUUUGGUCUAUCGUUUCCCUGCUGUUCAUGGCUGUUGCCAUUGUGGCGGCCAUCGCGGCGUUUCCCGAGUCGUUCAGCGAGCAGGAGGAGCAAUCCAAGCAUUUCAUUCCAACACGGUGA